This is a messenger RNA of Cercospora beticola, 2604 nucleotides long. RefSeq lists its product as uncharacterized. NCBI's taxonomy places the organism in Eukaryota, Fungi, Ascomycota, Dothideomycetes, Mycosphaerellales, Mycosphaerellaceae. The record is from RefSeq and is a predicted model, not a curated record. Gene Ontology annotation, molecular function: DNA replication origin binding.
GACUGCUUGAGCAUUGGACGUCCACUGCGCUGGCCGCUGCUGCGACUUGGGCUGGUCCCAGCGACACCGAGCUGCGAGUGGAACGCGCGGCGCAGAGGAUGUAUCGCCAGCAUGGCGGCGGUGCGGAAGCUGAACAGCAAUAUCAACUUGGUGACAAUACAGGCAUGACGCCCUUUGGCCAGACACAAUUCGGCUCUACGAUAUAUGAUCACCAGAACUUGCACCCGACGACGGGGAAUCAUGCCAGAAGCUCGCCCAACGGUUUCGCGGGAUCGACACAGGCUUCCAGCAUGCACAGCGCAUCACCAGGACGCGACAGCGUGUUCGGCUUCAAACCAAUGGACCGGUCUUUGCCGUCCACAGACGUAACAGCAGAGAACCUGACACAGACCUUCGUAGACUUCAUACUCUAUUGCAAUCCGAAUUUCCCAACAGAUGUGGACACGACCGCUCUCAGGUCCGGCUUUGAAGGUCCACCGAAGAGCGACGGGAAAGACUUCAACACUUGGGAUCUGUUUGUGCUCAUUCGAAAGCUCGAGCAUAAGGAGAUCAAAACAUGGAACCAACUUGCACUGGACCUCGGUGUAGAAGCACCGGACACUUCAAAAGGCCAAUCUGUGCAAAAGGUCCAGCAGUACACCGUGCGUCUGAAGCGAUGGAUGAGGGCCAUGCAUAUUGAUGCAUUUUUCGAAUACCUAUUCGGAAAGCAACACCCGUACUUCACAGACCUACCUCCGCCGAAUGACCCAUACCCUGCCAGUGGCAGGGACGGUGUCGUUGCGGAGGAGGACUUGGCCGUCAGAGCACUCGAUCCAUCAUUCAGACCCAAACGAGGACGACGCAGGAACUCCGAGACUGGCGCCAGUGAUACUGCUGCGGCAGACUCCAGCAACAAGCAGCAAUCCGACCCUUACUCUGCGGUUCCCUUCAGCGCUCACCCAGGUGGCCAACAAGAUCCAUGGGCCAUAGCCUCUGCAGUGACGCCGCAGACCUUUGCGCCGUGGUCAGCAAAGCCUUCUGCCCCCCAUGCAGCAUCAUCGAGUCUACGAUGGCAGCUGGGACACUCGCAGACGCCGAGCACGCCGCACCCGUUCAGCGCCGUACCAACAUCAAUGUCUGCACAUAUCGAUGCUGCAUUUGAACAGGAACCGCGAUCAGCAGUAACACCUUCAGCUCGCAAGCGAAGGAAGCACGGGCCUGCGGUGUCUAGUGCCUGGCCGUCGUCAAACGCGCCUGGAGCGAAACCACGAGGUCGUCCUCCAGCCAGUCGCAAUGUGCAGGAUGGGCCAUUUGGAACCUUUCCUGUAGACCCCAACAACACGAGAGGAAUAAGCCAACCUCAAGGAUCACCUCCUGAUCCAAGCACGAGACAACCGACCUCACAACCUCAAUCGCCACAAGCAUCGUCCUAUGAAUUUGUUCCACAUCCUGGAAGUAGACCAGGACGGCUGUCUCUGCAAGUGCCGCCACAUACAGGUGCUCCAGUCCGUCUAGCUACACCGCCUGCUUUGCAAGUGAACGGUGAAGCAAAAGAGCUGGAGACCAGAAGCGACUCGGACGACCCGCAUCGUGCGUUCCUGGCUCAGGCAUCUGCUGAUAUGCAGCUCGCGACAGAAAGAUCUGCACGAACACCACUUAUCGCAGACAGACCUGUUCCAGGCUUCUCAUUUGAGGCACUGAAGCGCGUCUUGACUAGUGACCUCCUUCGUGCCGAAAUACAUGGCAGACGACAACGCUUCAGCGGUGAUGAGGCCAAGCGCCUUGCGGACUCCAUGCUAGAUCGAAUCAAUGUGCCCAGGACAGAAGCUAACCCACGAGACGAUAUCGCCAGACUGAGCGCUGCCACAUGGCUGGGUGUGGGUGACCAAGCGAAUGUCCCAUUAAAUACUGCUGCCGGGCAUGGGAAACGUGUUACAGUGACCCGCUUUCGCACAGACCACGAAGGGUACGAAGAGAUAGUAACCGACGAGGGCGCUAUGGAAGGAAUACGAGAAGUCUUCGAUCUACAGUGGCAUGCAAGUAUGGGAGGCUGUGUAGGUGCCUUCGAAAUGAAAGGGCUUUCUCUUGCGGGACGAGCGGCUGCUAUGGACGGCCCCACCGAAACGGUACAUGAUAUGAUGAUGCGAAAGAGUAUCGAGGCUAUACAUAAGUUGGAUAAGAACGGCUGGGUCGACGAAAGUAUGGCUGACAUUGCUCGAUCAGCAGCGAGAGCGCGGCAGGUCGGCGAAGAAAACAUCGACUGGAAAGCACGGUGCAAAGCUCUCGAGUUCGCUGCGAAUGUGGCAAAAGGGGAAGUGGAAAGGACGAAGAAGAGGAUGUUUGAGAAGAUUAUGGAUGCUGUGCUGUAAUAUAUACUCAUGUAGUCGCGGAUCUGAGAAAUGUACACACUUGUACCUGGUCCGAUGUCAAGAGAUGAAAGAGACUUCUCUGCUGCUAUCAGUGAGGCGUCAGCUACAGAAACUGCCAUAGCCAAAGCGGGCAGUGACUAGACCCCGAGAAUGGCAAAGACAUGCCACCAUUCCCAGAAGUAAGCCACUUGGAUAACACAAACGCAACCCAGGAGUCCGACCUUCUCCGGCCAUUCAUCUAUCCAAAACAACCAGC